Molecule: messenger RNA, 1647 nt
Organism: Penicillium alfredii
Lineage: Eukaryota; Fungi; Ascomycota; Eurotiomycetes; Eurotiales; Aspergillaceae
Product: Zn(II)2Cys6 transcription factor
Exons: 2
Coding region: 1-1647 (548 amino acids)
Biological process (GO): regulation of DNA-templated transcription
Molecular function (GO): zinc ion binding; DNA-binding transcription factor activity, RNA polymerase II-specific
Source: RefSeq, a predicted model, not a curated record
AUGGUGGGGGUUCCGCAUAGUACUGGCUGUGCUCUCUGUCGCGAGAGACAUAUCAAGUGCGACGAGACGGUCCCCGAGUGCACUCAAUGUCAAAGAUAUGGCCGCACCUGUCCUGGCUAUCGUCGCACGUUCCGAUUUCAAGAUGAGGGUCCAACCCUGGCGAUGCGACACCGUGGGCCACGCCAAAGAGGGAGAAGUGCAAGGAGAGCCAGGGCAUCGGGAACGACUUCCACUGCUGCAGCCUCGUCGGCACAAAUCGAGCCCAUCGAACCCGCUACUCCUUCUAGUGAGUAUGGAGGCGCGGCGUCUGUCGUACGCGAACACGCAGUCGCGCUCAUCAAACGACACAAGGCGUUGACGGCAUUGGACGAGAGCGUGUCGCCGUCGCUCGUGCGCAAGUCCUUCAAAGCGGCACAGCCGCAGCUCUUCUUGGAUUUUAUUAGCGCAUCUUUCCCUACGCUUUACUUCCACAAUCGGUUCCGGGCGGGCAAUGAACCAGGCUUCGCGGAGAAUAUCAUCAUGAACUUUGGCAUGGACUCUUUUCUCGACUCGGCCAUCUGUUGCUUGAGCUCUGUCUACCUGGCCCAUCUGACUCAGGAUCAGGCCCUACUCAAGACAAGUCGGCAUAUGUAUGCGAUGUCUCUGGGCGAGGUGAUUCGCGCUCUCUCCAAGCCCAAACAUGCAACGUCCGACAACAUGCUCUGCACAGCUAUGAUGCUCAGCGUCUAUGAAAUGUACGCGCAGACUACUCCAGACGCCUGGGUCGUACAUUCGGACGGGGUGAAGCGGCUGAUGAUCAGUCGCGGCACUGCACUCCAUGAAUCCGGGUUUGGGAGGUCAUGUUGGAUCGCAUUUCGGGGAUUUUUAAUCGCGACCGCAGUAUACGAGGGCAAGCCUUGUUUUCUCGAUGAGGACGAAUGGCAGCGGUUUGCCUCCAAGGUGAAAGUCGAGGACGCCCAGAAGCCCGGCGAGUGGUCCGACUAUGCAGACAUCUCUGACCUGGCAUUUAUGGAGAUCACCAAAUGCCCGCGAUAUCUCAGCGAGGCGCGUGAGGUCCUCUCGGGUACAGCGGAAACCAAUCAGGCGGCUAUUACAGACCUCAUUAAUCGUAUCCAAGAUACUUCUACUCGACUGUCGGCCCUGAGCAUCGAGCUCCGCGCCUGCAUCGGCUCUCACAACCAGCGCCAACAAGGCAUCGUCCAGCGCCCCGCCAGCUUCGUCGGACCCGUCCCAGAAAUCUUCCCAGACACCGGCCCCUCGCUGCUCCUUCGCGGCGCAGAGAACAUCCUCGAGACUCUCGACCAGCUACGCGACCGUCUCGACGACCGGCUGCGCUGCCGCGUGAUUGAGGAGCUCUCUCCAGAGUCACUCGUCGACACGCCUGGCAGCGAAGGCAGCGUCAAUUCCGCUUCUCAGCCAUCUGCAGCCUCCAGCCCAGGGCCACUCACCUUGCCCUUCCGCAUCCACUCCGAGCUCGGCCGUGGUCCCUCGGGGACUUCGGAUCGCAAUGACCCGCGGGCGGUUAUCUGGUUGGACCGUGUUGCCUCCUCCAUGGGCGUGCUAGGAACGAGGGUUCUUCCAGUCGAAGAGGGCUCCAGUGGCAGUGUUGACGCGGGUGGUUCUCCGGAAACAUCGAGCUCGUAUUGA